Messenger RNA from Trichoderma harzianum CBS 226.95, 1110 nucleotides. RefSeq names its product glycoside hydrolase family 17 protein. Bases 1 to 1110 code for a protein of 369 amino acids. NCBI's taxonomy places the organism in Eukaryota, Fungi, Ascomycota, Sordariomycetes, Hypocreales, Hypocreaceae. The transcript has 3 exons. The record is from RefSeq and is a predicted model, not a curated record.
AUGAAGCCUGUUUCACUGAGCUUCGCCUCUCUCGCAGCGCUCCUAUCCGGAGUAAGCGGCCUUGCUCGUGUAUCUCAGCGCUCAGCGCCUAAUCCAAACUGUUUUCCAUUCGGCAGCCAGGCGAAACUCAAUGCAGACCUACAGCCUCCCCACGUUUCGAGAGAAGAAUGGUGGUGUCCACAAUCUGAUUUUUAUGGAUUCCUUGGCUUUUCAUUCCCCUUUCAGUUUACCAAUGAAGACUUUGAGGUUGCAAGUAUUAGCUCUCACAUGCAGCAGAUGAAGCGCCAAUUUGGCGCCACAAUGAUUCGCAUGUAUAUUCCUGAAAGCUACACCACGCAGCUGUGGGAGAAUGUGCUGGAGGCUGCUAUUUUGAACAACAUGGGAGUUGUGCUUUCUUGGGAAAAAGUACUGGAAACGACACUCUUCGAAACUCUAUCAAAUAGCAAAUAUUCAAAAAUUGCACCAUACGUCAUCUAUGCCGCCGAAUAUCUCAAUGAGCCAGUUGGGGAUUGCGACAUGUGUGCGGCUGGUAGCACCGGUAAUGCAUCUGCGCCGGCCAGCCUGACGAAUUUGACUAUGGGCAUGUCCAACUUUCGCAAAGAGAUGAACAAGCAUGGUAUUCCAGCGGGAAUCAGUGAAGAUUGGGAUAGACCAAAUUUGAUGAGCGGUGCACCUGGCUCUGAUGGACUUGGUGUUGGAUUGGGCGUAGUGGGAAAGGCGCUUGAGCCAGUGUUGGACUUUAUUCACGCCCAUGUUAUGGCUUAUUACCACAACAUCCAAGUCGAUGAUGCUUGGACUUAUACCGCCAAUCAGGUCUUGUGGUAUAAGAAAUACCUCCCCCAGUUUCCACUCAUCAUCUCAGAGAUGAUGUGGGCUACAGGCUACAAUGUUUUGCACGCUGGCGGCUACAUCACCGGUUUUGCCGUUGCAGAAGUAAGCGUUGCUGAUUAUACCAAGUUCUGGAAGACGGUGGACGCAAACUGCGCAUUUCUGAAGGAGCACAAUACGGCAUACUUUAUUCAUGCUUGGAGGCAGCAAGGCACCCUGAAUAUGCUUCAGAAUGAUGGAAGUGUUGUUAUCCCGAAUUGGAAGCCUAAGAAAUGGUGUUAG